AUGAACAAUUUUUUUACGACUGCACUCCUGGUGAGUUGCGUUCUAUGUCUGGCAUUUGCUUUGCCCGUGACCAAAACAAAAAAAGAUGAAGAGGAAAAGCCAGCCCAGCCAGCCACACCUGAUGUGGAAACAGCUUUGGAAUAUGAACGUUAUUUGAAGGAAGUGGUCGAAGCAUUGGAAAGUGAUCCGGAAUUCCGCAAGAAGUUAGACAAAGCACCCGAGGCUGAUAUUAGGAGUGGUAAAAUAGCUCAAGAGCUGGACUACGUUAAUCAUCAUGUACGCACAAAAUUGGACGAAAUCAAACGUCGUGAACUCGAACGUCUUCGCAGUUUAGCCAAAAAAGAGUUUGAGCUAAGCAAUGACAUUGACCGGGAUCAUCUAAAAAUUUCCCAACAUUUGGAUCACGGCAAUGAACAUACAUUCGAAAUUGAGGAUUUACGUAAAUUAAUUAAAAAGACUUCAGAGGAUUUGGCAGAAGCCGACCGAAAACGCCGACAAGAAUUCAAGGAAUACGAAAUGCAAAAGGAAUUUGAAAAGGAGAUGAUUAAAAACGAGCUACCCGAAGAGCAAAGGAAAAAGUUUGAAGAAGAACAAAAACAAUUGGAGGAAAAGCAUAAGAAACACGAAAAGGUCCAUCAUCCCGGCAACAAAGCACAACUGGAAGAGGUUUGGGAAGAACAAGAUCAUAUGGAUAAACAAGAUUUUGAUCCUCAUACAUUUUUCAUGAUUCAUGAUGUCGAUGGCAACGGUUUCUGGGACGAAACCGAAGUAAAGGCUCUCUUUGUCAAGGAACUUGAUAAAGUUUACAAGUCAGGAUUGCCAGAAGAUGAUAUGCGGGAGCGUGCUGAAGAAAUGGAACGUAUGCGGGAACACGUAUUCCAAGAAACAGAUACAAAUCGCGAUGGUUUAAUUAGCUUCCAAGAAUUUUUGGAACAAACCAAACGUGAUGAGUUCAAUCGUGAUCCUGAAUGGCAAACUAUAGAUGAACAGCCCCAGUACACUCACGAAGAAUAUUUAGAAUUUGAGCGUAGACGAAAGGAAGAAGUUGAUCGUAUGAUUGCCCAGGGCUUGCUUCCACCGCAUCCAAAUAUGCCACAAGGUUAUUACCCAGAUCCUAAUCAUGCCUAUCAAGCUGGUGCAUAUCACCAACAACAGCAGCAGCCACAAAUGCAUUAUCAAAAUCCCCAACAACAACACAUUCAACAGCAACAACAAUACCAACAGCAGCAACAACAAUACCACCAACAACAGCAGCAGUACCAACAACAUCAACAACAACAGUAUCAACAGCAACAAUACCAACAACAACAAUACCAACAGCCACAGUACCAAGGACAACAAGUCCACCUAAAUCCAAAUCAAGUGUACCAACACGUGCCCGCUGCUCAACCACAACAACAGCAGCCACAGGUUAAUAACGUGGCUCCUCCACAGCCUCAACAAGCACAACAUCAACAACCAGCUGCUAACAAUAAUUUACCAGUGCAGGCACAACAGCCAAUUGUUAAUAAUGCUGUCCCCCAACAACAAAUGCCAAAUAAUUUGCCUCCUGUUGUUCAACAGCAACCUGUAGUUCAAAAACAACAGCCUGUAGUCCAACAACAACAACCUGUAGCUCAGCAACCAAUUGGUCAACAACAACAACCGGUCGCUCAACAACAACCUCAACCAAAACAUUAA
Messenger RNA from Musca vetustissima, 1680 nucleotides. It is a transcript of the gene NUCB1, whose product is annotated as nucleobindin-2. The transcript is spliced from 5 exons. The coding region runs from base 1 to 1680 and encodes 559 amino acids. Gene Ontology annotation, molecular function: calcium ion binding. The record is from RefSeq and is a predicted model, not a curated record. Gene Ontology annotation, cellular component: extracellular exosome; endoplasmic reticulum-Golgi intermediate compartment. NCBI's taxonomy places the organism in Eukaryota, Metazoa, Arthropoda, Insecta, Diptera, Muscidae.